GAGCGCCAAACUCGAAGCGCAAGAUGGCGGCGGAGAGUUUGUUCAAUCGGCCGGUGUGCGUGCAAGUGCGGUGCCAGGGCUUCGAGGAGAGGAGGUUAAAUGUUCGCGUGAAUAUUGAGCUACGAUCAAUUUCUAAUCCUGUUCAUAAAAAAGAUUUAGCUGUGCGAUUGACUGAUGAUUCUGAUCCUUUUUUCCUUUAUAAUCUUGUCAUAUCUGAGGAGGAUUUUCAAAGUUUAAAAUCUCAGCAGGGUCUCUUGGUAGACUUUUCUGCUUUCCCGCAAAAAUUUAUAGAUCUACUUCUACAAUGUAUUCAGGAGCAGAACAAAGAUAUCCCAAGGUUUUUGCUGCAGUUAGUUUCUUCAGCAUCUGUUCUGGAUCACACACCUGUCUCUUUAAAUGUGGUGGAGACAAACCCUUUCAAACAUCUUACACAUCUCUCUCUAAAAUUCCUACCAGGAAAUGAUGCAGAAAUAAAGAAGUUUUUAGCCAGUUGUUUGAAAUGCCUUAAGGAAGACAAAGAGAUGUUGGAACAAAAGCUUAAAAAAACUGAAGAGGAUUUUAUCAGGCAGUUGAACUACACUCAACAGAGCUUGUCCGAAAAGAGCCAAGAACUAGACAAAUUGAAAAAUGAAUGGACAACAUGUACCACAGCUCUAACAAGUAAACACACACAGGAACUGACAAAUGAAAAGGAAAGAGCUCUUCAGGCACAAGCUCAGUACCAGCAACAGCAUGAACAACAGAAAAAGGAAUUAGAAAGUUUGCAUCAGAAGAGUAUUCAGCAGUUACAGAACAGACUCUCAGAACUGGAGGUCAUCAAUAAAGAUCUAACAGAAAGGAGAUAUAAAGGAGACUCCACAGUUAGAGAACUGAAAGCAAAGCUCUCUGGAGUAGAUGAUGAAUGCCAAAGGGCAAAGCAAGAGGUGUUGUCACUGCGUCGGGAGAACAGUACUCUGGAUGCUGAGUGUCAUGAAAAAGAGAAGCUCAUUAAUCAGUUACAAACGCGAGCUGCUGUUCUGGAACAAGAGAUCAAAGAUAAGGAUCAGCUGGUUGUUAGAACAAAAGAAGUAUUGGAUGCAACACAAGAGCAAAAGGUGAUACUGGAAGAGAGUACAGAAAAGAAACAAAGUCAUAUUGAAAAACUUGAGACAACAAUUAAGUCGCUAUCAGCUGAACUUCUCAAGGCUAAUGAAAUUAUCAAGAAAUUACAAGGAGAUCUGAAAACUCUAAUAAGUAAAUUGAAAUUGAAAAAUACAGUAACAAUUCAACAAGAAAAACUGUUGGCAGAGAAAGAAGAGAGACUUCAAAAGCAGCAGAGAGAAUUGCAGGAAACUGGACAAUGUCUUCAAAUGAAAGAACAGGAGGUUUGCAAGCUACAAGAACAGCUAGAAACUACAAUACAAAAACUGGAAGAAAGUAAGCAGUUAUUAAAAACCAAUGAAAAUGUAAUCACAUGGCUAAACAAACAGCUGAAUGAAAUUCAGAUGGUAAAGAAGUUAGAGACGUCUAGCAGUCCUCAUGGUGGUGUUAAGACUGGCAUUUCCCCUCAGGGCAUGCUUGACCGACCAUCCUUUCCUAGCUUAGGAGUCAGUCACCCCAUUUCUCCUCUCUAUGCUCUCCAGAAUUUUCCUGAGCCAGCAUGUAGGAAAAGUGCCAAUCCACAAUGUCCAGGACCAAAGGUUCAGUUUAACACACAGCUUUCUAAAAUGAAUCGAUGUACAGAUGUUCAGACAGUGACUGCUGCAACUGGCCAUCCAGCAAAUAAAGAGAAUGGUGAUAAUUUUGGGCUGGAACCAAAGUAUUUCAAGAAAAAAGAUGACAGCAUUCCUUUACGAGGGCUUAGUCAAAAUGAACUUAAUGCAGAGUAUUUGAGAGCCUACUUACCAACAAAAGCACAACCGUCACCAAAAGCUGCAGUAACAACAGCCUCUGCUUAUUUUCCCGGGUAAUAGUGUUUUUAAAGUUAGAAGAGUUCUCUCAACCCAUUCAGGGGAUUUCUGGAUGUCCUACAACUGAUAUUAAAUAACUCACUUCUUACAGGUGAAGUAUCAAUGUGACCCAAUUUUUUUUCUCCAGUAAGAUCAAAUCUGCUUUCUUUGAGAAACUCACUUAAAGCAAUCUCAGCCUUAAAGGCAGCAUUGCUGUAGUUAGUUGUGGGAUCUGCACAGAAAUUUGACUUCGUAUUAGACAAGCUGUAAAACAGACUUGUUGUAGGAAAUGGCAAGUAUGGCUCUGUAACAGCCAGAAGGUACUCGCGCUGGCAUUCCCUGAGUGAUAGGAAGCAUGCUUUUGUGCGAGUACUUUUCCUGACUGACUGACUUCAGAGGAAGGAUAAGGCAAUAGUUUUCAAGCAGUUUCUGGAACGUGUGCAAUCCUUCCUGCAUUUAAUUCUGAAAAUUUGCUUGAUUUGAGAGACAGGAUAUUCGAAUAACCUGUCUAGACUUGCAGAUAAGCUGGUUAAUACUAAGGAUCCUGAAUAGUGGAAUCAAUCAUGUUACAACUUCAUUCUCUGCUGUCUUUCACUCAGUGUCCCAGUAAAGAACAGGCACGCAAGUAUUUCUAACAAACACCAAACUAUGUAUUUUUCAAAGACUGUUUACAUACUUCUAGCUCCUAAACAUCAAACUAAGGGAAAAAGCAUGAAAUCUUUAAGUAAGUAAGUGCAACGAAAUGAUUGUAUUUAAAUGACUUGUCUUGCAGUGCAAAAUGUGUAUAUUUGUUUAUAACGAUUGUUCAUGUUAAUGUAAUAUCCACUUGUUUUGAGAUGUGCAAAUUUCAGUGGAAAUAUUAAAUGUUGUUUUUAUCAACUCUGUUCCAAUUAAUUAGUUACUCUAACAAACUAACAUGAGCUCCACUCUAGUGAAAUAACAGUAUGAGGUACAUAAGUAAGUCUCUUAACAGUAGUAGUCACCUUACCUUUUCCUGGAGUUUCCUUCCCAGCUCAUUCUUUUCACCAUGUAACACUGCAUUGCUGGACCAGCCCUAGAAGAUGACCGGCAGUACAGUCCCCUGCUGACAACCAUCCUGUUCUAAGGUCUGUGCUUCUGCUACUAUUUCUAGUUUCUUUAGCAGCUGGUAAAUAUAAACUAAUGUGAAUUUAGUUUGUUUAUUGUAAAAUACAUAGGCUGGUAUCAAACAGCAAUCUGGUAAUUAAAAUGUGAUUAUUUUCCA
Messenger RNA from Rhea pennata, 3171 nucleotides. It is a transcript of the gene SASS6, whose product is annotated as SAS-6 centriolar assembly protein. The transcript has 17 exons. Gene Ontology annotation, biological process: centriole replication. Gene Ontology annotation, cellular component: centriole; centrosome. The coding region runs from base 24 to 1949 and encodes 641 amino acids. The record is from RefSeq and is a predicted model, not a curated record. Lineage: Eukaryota; Metazoa; Chordata; Aves; Rheiformes; Rheidae.